Messenger RNA from Lineus longissimus, 4546 nucleotides. Its product is annotated as sterol regulatory element-binding protein 1-like. Gene Ontology annotation, molecular function: RNA polymerase II cis-regulatory region sequence-specific DNA binding; DNA-binding transcription factor activity, RNA polymerase II-specific; protein dimerization activity. Gene Ontology annotation, cellular component: nucleus. The record is from RefSeq and is a predicted model, not a curated record. Gene Ontology annotation, biological process: regulation of transcription by RNA polymerase II. The transcript is spliced from 17 exons. Lineage: Eukaryota; Metazoa; Nemertea; Pilidiophora; Heteronemertea; Lineidae. Bases 2 to 3535 code for a protein of 1177 amino acids.
CAUGGCGGACCAACUUGGUUGGCCGUUCACCAACGAACCUUUACCUGAUUUAUCGGGCACUUUUUCAGCCUCAAGUGAUUUAACUAGCCCGUCAAUUGAAGAUUUAGAUGAAUUCAGCAUUUUAAAUUACAUCAACAGUUGCAACGAUCUAACAGACACAAGUUUAGAGCUGCUCGAUGACUCACAUUCUGUGAAACAUGAGGAACCAGUACCCCAAACCCCUGUUAUGCCAGUUGUGAAACAGGAGGUUCCAGAAUUGCCAAACUUCCCUGUUGACAAUGAGUUCAACUUUGACAACUUAUUGAAUUUCUCCGAUUUGCAAUCUACUCAGAGUCAGACACACCAGCCACAGCAGCAGCAGCCACUGAAGGUAGAGCCACAGUUACAGGUGCAGAAUGCCUCUCCAAAUGUGACGCUGCAGACUGUCCAAAUCUCUCAGGCUCAGCUUCAGCAGCUCGCUCAGCUCCAACAACAGCAACAAGCUCAGCAGCAGGCAAGAUUACAGCUUCAACAGCAAAAACAAAGGGAACAACAGCAGAAGGAGCUGCAGCAGAAACUGCUCCUGCAGCAGCUGCUGCUGCAGGCCCAGACUCCAGCCCCUCAGCCGACCAUCCAGACAUUCACCCAGCAGUCCCUGCUACAGCAGCUUAUACAGUCAUCAUCGGCGGUGCAACCUACUUCAAAUGUGGCACCGAUAACUGUCAAGGCACAGACCACUAGUGUUGCAAGCCCAACAAUUCUCUCGCAGAAGCAAGCUGCAACCCAAGUGAUCACGAAUACAACCUCACCAGCUCCGCAAAAUAUCCAGUCGUUGAACCUACAGCAAGUACAGCAGUUGCAACAGCUCCUACUUCAGUCCCAGAUCGUGAAGACCGAGCCCAAAGUGAGCAUUGUGACCGUUACGAGCUCUGCACCUCCGACCCCUGUGACUACGACUACAGCUCCAGUGCAAACCCUAGUUGCAGGGGGCCUCAGCAAUGGCCAGGCUAUCAUCUCAAACAUACCAGUCCAAGUUGUGGACAGCAAUCGUGGACUUGGCAAGGCCACCACAACGACGGCGUCGGUGUCUGAAAAGAUCCAAAUCUCCCGGAUCAGCAAGCCCUGUUCGCCGCAAUUUCCUCCACGCGGGGAAAAACGAACGGCCCAUAAUGCCAUUGAGAAGAGAUACCGGUUGAGCAUCAAUGAUAAGAUUAUUGAAUUGAAGAACUUGGUUGUUGGAACUGAAGCAAAGUUGAACAAGUCUGCGAUCCUCCGUAAGGCCCUUGAUUACAUCCGGGCCAUGCAGGCCCAGAACCAACGCCUCAAACAGGAGAACAUGCAGCUCAAGUUGGCUAUGGCUAAACAACAGAACACGUGCAUUGAGGACCUCCUGACAAAUGAUAACAAGAUGGACAUCUCGGUCCUCGCCGACACGACGCCACCUCCCUCGGAUGGCAGCAGCUCGCCACUGUACUGUCCCUCUGAAAGUGGGUCACUGCCGCCAAGCCCACCGAGCAGUGAUGAAGACAUGCUGACUGGUGAGACCAGGUCGAGCUUCAUGACCGUGAUGCCUGAUCGCUCACGCAUGGUGCUCUGCAUGUUCAUGUUUGCCAUCCUUGCCUUCAAUCCGUUCAGCGCCAUCUUUGGGUCACGGAUGAAUCUAGGCUCGAGCGCUGACUACGGCCAGGCACAUAGUGGCGGGAGGAUGCUGAAUGCACUUGAAGACGAUGGAAUGGUGUUGUCGUGGUAUGACUGGAUGGUCCCCAAGCUGAUGCUCUGGUUCAUAAAUGGACUGGUCGUGGCCUGCAUUCUGGCCAGGAUCAUGAUAUUUGGCGAGCCCGUCACGGCACCCAAGUCGCAGUCGUCUGUUCUCUACUGGCGCCAUCGGACCCAGGCUGAUGCUGAUUUGAAGAAGGGUGAUUACCAAUCCGCAGCCAGCCACCUGAAGAACUGCCUGACCGCCCUCGGCCGCCCGAUGCCAACGUCAAACUUUGACCUGGUCGCCUGCCUCUUCUGGCAGACGUUACGUCAACUUCUUCACCGCCUCUACGUCGGCAGGUGGAUGGCGAGUAAGAAACUGACCUUCCAGUCGAGUGCCAAGUUGACCGAUGUCAAGACGUCUGCUAAAGAUGCUGCUAUGGUUUACCACAAGCUUCAUCAGCUCCAGUUGACCGGCCACAUUCAGGAUGGACAGAUCCUUGGGCACAGUUUGGCCUUGAGUGCGGUUAAUCUUGCCGAGACAGCAGAGGAGGUGAUGCCGCGUGAAACCCUGGCAGAGAUCUACUUCACCGCUGCUAUUCGCGUGAAGACCAGCUUCACGAGCAACAUGCAGUUCUUGUCGCGUCUGUUCCUGAGUCGUGCCCGCAAUGCCUGCACCAUCACUGGAGAGACCGUCCCCCCAAGCAUGAAGUGGUUGUAUCACCCAGAGGGACACAGGUUCUUCGUCGACAUGAACUGGGAUCUCAAGAGCAAGGAUACGGUUUUCACAUCAAUUGGAGAUGAAACAAGUCCAAUAUCGCACAUCACCCGCGCCUUCAGAGAAUACCUCUUGGAGAAAGCCCUGACCACGCUGAUUGCACCAGACGUCACAGAAGAAAACAUCCAGCCGGCAGACGUCCUUGAGUACCUCCAACUGUUGACAGAUUGCGCUAGUGCUGUGGCUCCGAAGUCAGAGGCUGGCGUCUCCCUGGUUCAAGACGACUGCGUGGAUGAGGUUGCGAGAUGGUGGGCUGCCAUAGCUAGUAUUUCUGUUCACUGGACGACGGGCGACGAGGCUGCUGCAGAGAGGUUCUACAGCACGGCAGAAUCUUUCCCGAAGAAACUGGAGGAGGCAGAGGAUCCAUUGGCCAUCUCCGCCUGGCUGGCCUUCCGAGCUCGCCGAAACAUGAACAGCUCCACCAAGGAGAUCUGCAAUUACAAUUGCUUGAAGCAGUGCGACAAAGCCAGCGUUCUCCUGAGAGAAAGUCUGCGUGUGACGGCGCAUGGUGAUAGCUGCCAAAUAUCUGCUACGGCAGUGCAGUUCAUCAUGAGUGAUUGGCUCCUGUCAACGAGAACGGCUGUUUGGCAGGAUGAGCAGGUCGAGGAUGCGGUCACCCCCAGCACUUGUUCACAGUCUGAGCUACUUGCAUUCCAACAGGACCUCAACAGUUUGAGGAAACUUUCGCAUAAGUUGAGAGCUGCACUUCGUAGGGUUUUCCUCCACGAAGCGACGGCCCGUCUUAUGGCAGGUGCAAGUCCAGCAAGAACACAGCAACUCCUCAAUCGGACGAUACGAAGACGACCUGGAAGCUGUACAGCGACCGUUGAGAGAGAAGGCAGUGAGCCCAUUGAGAAUGCCCUACAACAGCGAGACCGGGCCUCAGCUCUUUUGCUCGCCUACAAGCACCUCCCUGCCCAGCUCCUGGCCAGCCCUGGCCAGCGCACUGCCAUCUUGACCGAAGCAGCCCAAACGUAUGAGAAACUCGGCGAUAAGAAGGCUGUCGAUGGUUGUCAUAUGAUGAUGAAAAAGAUGGAGCGGAUGAGUAUCCCGGCUCCGAUCACUAUUGGCGCAUGCUGAAUAAAUUGCAUCUCUUUGAUGUGGUACUUCGACAGAACGAAGGCUGUCAAAGAUUUGAUUGAAGGAAUGUGAUUGGAGAAAAAGCUUGUACAAUAUGUUGUAUAUUUUAUUCACGGUAAUCCUAAUUUCACCUCAAGUUGGUAGAUAAUGUACCAUGGUUCAUUGUUCAUGGAUAUAUGGACCAGUUGAUCCAACUUGAUCUGAGAUGCACUUGAUAUCAAUGUAGUGUGCUAUCAUUUUUACUUUAUGUUGACUCGCCUUCUUCGGGUUUGUUGUACUUUUUUUUAGGGAGUUCCGUUGUUGUCUUUGCUCAGAAUGCAAGAAUUUGGAAUUCUGAAACACCUCAUUUGCAGAAAAUUACCAUAGCAUAUUAAGUCGUUUCAUCGUACUGUGAACUAUGAAACAGCAGAUCUUGACUAGAAUCCCGAGUGUCCUGUUUCACCUUGCAAUCUGAGCCGAACUAAUGGAAGUAACACAUACUACUUGUAGUUAAUCCUUCUAGACAUUGUAGAAGUUUGGAAUUAUCGAGGCAAACUUGAUAUCAUAACCCAGUUCAUUGUGCUAAAAUGUGUACAGAAUGUGUAUAUCUCCAAUUCUUCAGGGCUCAAAGUUGACUCAUGUCUGGUGUGUGAUCUCCAAUGAAUUUUGUUACAAAUUUUAUAAAUGCACCCGAGUUUUUAACUAAAUCACUUGACCAACACAAGAAACUGAACUUGAGUUGGUAGGAUUCUCUUUCAAAGCAAGGCUUGUUAGACAUGUUAGAGUUGACUUUGGGCCCUACCUUUGUCGACAUGCGCUUCAGCAACAGCUGUGGAAAUGAUUUCGAGUUUCCGGAGUGACGCCAAGCAGAUCUGGCUCGACUCAUUGGUAUCAAAGUUUGAAACGAAUAUAUGAAAAUCUUCCAAGUUCCGUUAGUCUUUUGCUGAAGUUGCAUGUUCCAACUUGUUUGUGCAGUGAUGUAAAACUUGUCCUUUUAUUUUGAGUAUAAUAAUAACUGAUAGCCAGUGUACU